AUGAGCGCGCCUUCUAAAUCGGUAACUUUUCGGUUCUGAUAACCCAAACCACCCCCCCCCCCCGUAUUAUUCAGCAAAAUCUCUCGAAGAGAUCAUCUGUGGUGUUCCCGCCGACCGCCCGAUCCCCGAGUCUCACCACCGCCACCGCUAUCACCGAUCCGGCGCAGAUCCCGACGGCUCUCGGCAACUCGGUGAAGACGGCCAUCGGAGCGACGCCUUCUGAUUUUGAGACGUAAUUGAUGCAAUAGAAAAGGAGAAAGGGAUGAGAAACAGUUCAGGAACUCUGGAUUGGCGGACACCUCGGCCGGUUCCAGUCGCGCCAUUUUGAAUGGAUCCGAACAGAGAACUGGCAAGUCGCUGACGUCUCCGGAGAAGAUCAUGAAUGGUAGGAAACAAUUCAAGACAACAAGGGAGAAUAAAGUGAAUGAAGAAGUGAAAAAUGCAGAUCUAAAGCGGGGAAAUGUGUUCGGAAGGUCGUCGACGAGCCAAAGUCAGGCGACCGGAGGCCCGCAAAGCGUCACUCGCAUCACUUUCUCGAUCAACACCGACAUCUCGACCGCCUCCGAAGCGAGUCUCAAGGAAACUAACUCAAAGGUCUCCGUCAAAACGACGGGCUCCACGAGCAUUUCGACCGGAAAAGAAGCGACUCGAUCGAAGCGGACCAAUCGGAGAAAGGUACGAUCUCUUCGCGUCGAGACCUUUGUGACCUUCCCCUUUUCCCCGCAAAUUGAUAAAAGUUUCAGGGCCGUCGCACGUCCACAUUCUCCGCCGCUUCCAGAAAGAAAUUGACGAUGCCGGAAGUGAAGGAUAGUUCUGGAAAGUCGGCCAAAUCAAAGAAGUCUAAAAAGUCGAAGAAAGCUGUCAAAAAAGUUGUCGUCGAAUCAUCUGAAACAAGUACGAAAUCGGAGAGUGCUCCGAGAAAGCGUCGACUUUCAAAGAACGAGGAGAAAUCGAUGAAGAAGGUGGUGACGCCCAAGUUUGAGAAGUCGGAUGAGAGCAAGAAGGAGAAGGCCCAGAAGUUGGGGGCCUGCUUCCCGGGAGUGACCGGAAGAACGUCGGCGAGUCGGAAGUCGCCUUCCAAGGCCCCUGUCUACCCGGGAGUGGCCCCCAACAUGAGUUCCGUGGCCCCGCCGCCUCUUCUUCCGACCUCGGAUGACAGCUUCUGCGUCUACGACGUCGCCGAGCUCGGACCGGCGCAAAGACGUGUUCCUCCGCCUCCCGCGGUGGGCAAGACGCCGCCCCCUCCGCUGUUCACCAAUCAGAAGAUCAGUUCGAUGCCGAGAAUGCCGCCCAAGUGCAAGAUCGGCACAGUUCCGAAAGCGAAAAGCGACGGCGUCGGCAACAAGAUGAUCGUGUUCGGAGCCACUCCGGACGGAAAGACGACGGUAGGUGCACUCUGUUGAUGGAAAAUAAGAGAUAUUGUAGGUCCAAAUUACAAUCGAUCUCCAAAUCGUGGCGGGAGCGGCUCUCGGAGAGUCGACGGAGCCGGUGGCGCUGGUGCCGAAGAAGGUGAUUGUGAAGGGAAAGACGUUCGCGGUGGAUGGAUCCGACUCGAACUCAGUGUAUCUGUAG
Molecule: messenger RNA, 1572 nt
Organism: Caenorhabditis sp. 36 PRJEB53466
Lineage: Eukaryota; Metazoa; Nematoda; Chromadorea; Rhabditida; Rhabditidae
Source: the annotation of a GenBank genome assembly